UCGACCAGGAAUACAUUCAUGUUCCCUGAGCUCCAGGAAAAAACAACCCAAGCAUCCCAAUUUAAAAAAAGGUUUUACUAAAAAAAAUAUUAUUUUCGAACUAUUUUACACAAGAGGAGUCCUCACAGACCAAUAAUAAGAAAACAAUUAUACAAAAACUAUACGAUAUAGCCCAAUCUUACUGUUAUGAGUCGAGAAUGAGUACCACAGAAGACAACGGAAGCAAGUGCUCUUCGGCCCCGAUUUCCACCUUCACUAUUCAGUCGAUAUUGGGCAAGUCGUCGGAGAAGCCACGGUCCGGGGCGAAGGAGAGUUCCAAGGGACUGCAGCUGGCGAGGACGCGCUUGCUCUCGGUUUCUUCGGAAGAUGAGUGCAGCGGUGGGGAGGACUCUGCAGACUGUUUCUGCUCGGAUCCUGGUCACAGAGAACCAUGCAACCAACAUCAACCACUUAAUUUUUCUUGUUUAGGUGCAACCAAGGGACUUAUUUCAGGCCAAGACGGGAUUGCACGGCGACCGCACUUGACACAGCCUCUGCUGCAGGAUUACAAAGAAGAACAAGAGAGACCAUGCAAUCCAAUGUCACCUAUUUCCGAGGAGAGACAGACAGACGGUGUGGACAAGCAGACUAACUCGUCCAAGAAGAAGACUCGUACCGUCUUCUCGCGGAGUCAGGUGUACCAGCUCGAGUCCACAUUUGAUAUGAAGAGGUAUUUGAGCAGCUCCGAGCGAGCCUGCUUGGCAUCAAGUCUACAGCUAACAGAAACUCAAGUGAAGACGUGGUUUCAGAACCGCAGAAACAAAUGGAAACGACAACUGUCGGCGGAACUGGAGGCUGCGAACAUGGCACACGCAUCCGCACAGACACUGGUCGGAAUGCCGCUUGUUUUUAGAGAUAACUCCCUGCUCCGGGUACCAGUUCCAAGAUCUAUUGCUUUUCCAACGCCACUAUACUAUCCCGGCAGCAGCCUACAAGGGUUACCACUGUACAAUCUGUAUAACAAGAUUGAAUAUUGACUCAAUGCCUGUGAUGACAGUCCAAAAUAAUAACACGUUAACACGCGACAGUACUUUCUUAUAAAUGUCUGCCAAACUCAUGUCUAUGAUAUAACUUUAUUUGUUGAAAAAAUAUGUCUUAUUAUGCAGCAACUGUAUGUUUUAACAAGAAAGCAACACGCUUCUCUAAAUGUAUAAAAUACACCAUGUGUAUAAUAAUUAUUUUCAACCUCGAUUUUGCGUUCUUCUCCCUGGUUUAACGCGUUAUACAUUGCGAGAAUUUAGACACUGGAAUACAGAUGUUAUCAAGUGGACUGUUUCCCAAACGAAUUAUGAAUGCAUUCAAACACAGUUUUAAAUGUAAUGUGAAUGUGAAUAUGAAAUAUUGAGGUCCAACCACCUUAAUCUGUUAAAAAAUACUGGAAGAAAUGGGGUUUAUACAUUUGGGGAUAUGGAAGUGCAAACUCGUUGCUUCGAUUUUGGGGAAAUGUUAUUGUAAUCAUAGGCCCACCAAAUAAACUGCUAAUUCAAUACAUUUUCUAUAUCAGUGAAACAUGGGUUGGGAUUUAUUGUACAUUGCCAGUUUUUAAUAUUUAUUUCGACAUCUCAAUUGUGGCAUUCAAUCCAGUUUUUGAAAAACAGGAAAGGGAAAAAGGAAUUUCAUAUGUACAAUAUAAGAUAGCUUACUUAUU
This is a messenger RNA of Oncorhynchus gorbuscha (pink salmon), 1687 nucleotides long. Its product is annotated as homeobox protein HMX2-like. Gene Ontology annotation, molecular function: DNA-binding transcription factor activity, RNA polymerase II-specific; RNA polymerase II transcription regulatory region sequence-specific DNA binding. The record is from RefSeq and is a predicted model, not a curated record. Gene Ontology annotation, cellular component: nucleus. Lineage: Eukaryota; Metazoa; Chordata; Actinopteri; Salmoniformes; Salmonidae. The transcript is spliced from 2 exons. Gene Ontology annotation, biological process: regulation of transcription by RNA polymerase II. Bases 198 to 1016 code for a protein of 272 amino acids.